Miscanthus lutarioriparius is the source of this 363-nucleotide messenger RNA. Lineage: Eukaryota; Viridiplantae; Streptophyta; Magnoliopsida; Poales; Poaceae. The record is from the annotation of a GenBank genome assembly.
AUGGAACAGCCGAGGAAGGCAAUGGCUUCCACUCUCGUCGUAUGGCUACUUCUCGUGCAAUCAUGCCUGCAGGUGCCGUGUGCUCUCGGAGCCGACGACUGCUGGGUCCUGGACCGCGACCGCUACCGCUGCUGCUUCAGGACGGCCAAGUGCAGGGCGGCGUGCGCCGAGGACCACUUCGUCGACGGGCGCUGCAAGAAAGGGUUCCCCUACCUGCUGCCCCUCUGCGAGUGCCUGCGCCCGCAGUGCGCAGCGCCGUCGCCGUCGCCGCAGCCGGAGCGACCAGCCACGCGGAGCUCGGAUCGAUCCCGCCGUAUAGCUCGUCCGAGACGCGUGCAUAGUGAGCGCGGGGAAGACGAAUAA